CAAGAGAGGGCAACAAAUGAUUUCCGUCUUUCAUGCAAAAUAGCCUGGCGUUGCCUCAGUCCGCUCCGCUCUCCUUCACUCUCCCCUACAAACUGCAAUCAAACAGAAAAAAACCCCAAAACCCUUUUUGGACAGUUUGAAAUUCUCACUCACACGGAGAUCAGAAUUCCAAAAGAAUUCCAAAUCCCUUUCGCGUUGACGGUGUCUUGGUUCUUGGCGGAGAAGAGGGCUUCAAAUUUACUUGAAAUAUCAGAGAACACAAUAGAGAAGACAGAAACCAAAAUGAAGAUAAUACCAGAAGCCUAGACGUAUUAGCAAUCACUUUGAAUCAAUUGCCUGGAAAUCAAGGAAUCUUCCGCAGGAAGCUUCAGGAAAUGGAGGAAAAUGUUCAAUCAACAAUCUUAGAAGGCGAGAUAGUUGGGAUCCGUUUUGGAUUGGCAACUCACAAGGAAAUUUGUGCUGCAUCUGUCAGCGAAUGUCCUAUUAGUCAUUCAACUCAGCUUACCAACCCAUUCCUUGGGUUGCCUCUGGAAUUUGGUAAAUGUGAGUCUUGUGGCACUUCCGAAGUGAAAGAAUGUGAAGGUCACUUCGGCUAUAUUGAGUUGCCGAUACCAAUUUAUCAUCCAAGCCAUGUCAUUGAGCUAAAGCGCCUGUUGAGCUUGUUAUGCUUGAAGUGCUUGAAGCUGAAAAGGAACAAGGUCCAAAUGAAGCAGGGUGGCAUGGCUGAACGAAUGCUAUCAUGUUGUGAGGAAACUUCUCAAGUUUCUAUUAAAGACAUUAAGACAGCUGAUGGCGCAUGUCUUUUACAAUUGAAAUUGCCAGCUAGAUCAAAACUGAGGGACGGUGUGUGGAACUUCUUAGAGAGAUAUGGCUUCCGGUAUGGUUAUGGCCAUACUCGUACUUUGCUUCCUUGCGAGGUCAUGGAAAUGCUCAAGAAAAUUGUCGGGGACACAAGAAAAAAGCUUACUAAGAAAGGCUAUUUUCCUCAGGAUGGAUACAUUUUACGUUAUUUGCCGGUUCCUCCAAAUUGCCUCUCUGUGCCUGACAUCUCAGAUGGUGUCAGUGUCAUGUCUGCGGAUCUUUCUAUAUCAGUGCUGAAGAAAGUCCUAAAGCAGAUUGAGAUUAUCAAAAGUUCUCGCUCUGGUCCCCCUAAUUUUGAAUCUCAUGAAGUUGAGGUCAAUGAUCUACAAUCAGCAGUUGAUCAGUAUCUUCAAGUUAGGGGUACGUCAAAAUCUUCUCGUGAUGUAGAUGGUGCUCGAUUUGGGGUGAAGAGGGAGGCCAAUGAAUCUGCUACUAAAGCAUGGCUUGAAAAGAUGAGGACCUUGUUCAUAAGGAAGGGUUCUGGAUUCUCAUCUCGUACUGUGAUCACUGGAGAUGCCUAUACAAGAGUGAACGAAAUUGGAAUUCCUCAUGAAAUUGCUCAGAGAAUCACAAUUGAGGAGAGGGUUAAUGAUCACAACAUCAGACACCUGCAAGACCUUGUGGACAACAAGCAAUGUGUGACUUAUAGGGAUGGUUCUUCGACGUAUUCUCUUAGAGAAGGUUCCAGAGGUCACACUGUUCUGAAGAUUGGUCAGAUUGUCCAUAGGAGGAUUGUGGAUGGUGAUCGGGUUUUUGUGAACAGACCACCCACGACCCACAAGCACUCAUUGCUGGCGUUGUCUGUUUAUGUGCAUGAUGACCACGUAGUGAAAAUAAAUCCCCUCAUUUGUGGACCAUUAAGUGCUGACUUCGAUGGGGAUUGCAUUCAUUUGUUCUACCCCCAGUCUGUUGCUGCCAAAGCUGAAGUUUUAGAACUUUUCUCGGUAGAGAAGCAGCUGCUCAGCUCACAUAGUGGCAACUUGAUUUUGCAACUAUCCACUGACUCCCUGUUGUCAUUGAAGUCCAUGAUGAAUACAUACUUCUUUGAUAGGGCUGCUGCUCAGCAACUUUCGAUGUCUUUGGCUUGUUCUUUGCCAUCGCCUUCUCUGAUAAAGGCCAAGCAGGGGGAACCUUAUUGGACUGCUUUGCAGAUACUAGAGUCGGCCUUUCCUGAUUCUUUCGAGUGCUCUGAGGACAGUUACUUGGUCAGUAACAGCUACUUCCUAAAGGUGGAAAGUGACAGGGAUGUGCUGCAGAAUAUCCUUAACGACUUAGCAACUUCCAUUUUCUUUCAAAAGGGUCCUGAUGCUGUCCUCAAAUUCUUCAAUGCACUGCAGCCCUUAUUGAUGGAAAACUUGUAUGCUAAAGGUGUUAGCAUUGGUUUGGAAGACUUCUUACUGUCCAGAAGUGUUAGAGAGCGCAUUCACUUUGAGUUUAAGGUUAUUUCUCCCCUGCUGGGUAAUUUAAGGUCGACCUAUAAUGAAUUGGUUGAGUUGCAGAUAGAGAAUCAUAUCCAGCAAGUGAAACAACCAGUUGUUGAUUUCAUUAGACGUUCUGCUUUAGGGGAUUUGAUACACUCUAAGAGCGAUUCGGGUCUCAAAAAGGUGGUGGAACAAAUUGGAUUCUUGGGCCUACAAAUUUCAGAUCGGGGUAAAUUCUAUUCGAAGGUGCUAGUUGAGGAUGUCGCCUCGCUAUUUAGGAGCAGAUAUCCUCUCGAUGUUGUUGAUUACCCUUCUGCACAAUACGGAUUGUUGAAGAGCUGUUUUUUCCGUGGGUUAGAUCCAUAUGAAGAGAUAGUUCAUUCAAUAUCCAGUAGGGAGGUUAUUAUUCGAUCUUCAAGGGGCUUGUCGGAACCUGGAACAUUGUUCAAGAAUUUGAUGGCUAUCCUUCGUGAUAUGGUUAUUUGUUAUGAUGGAACAGUAAGACAUGUUUGCAGCAAUUCAAUCAUUCAGUUUCAGUAUGGGUUGAAUGCGGGAACGAAGUACCAGAAUGCAUUUGCUGCUGGUGAACCUGUUGGUGUUCUAGCUGCAACUGCAAUGUCAAAUCCUGCAUACAAGGCAGUUCUUGAUUCUAGUCCCAAUAGCACUUCUUCUUGGGAGCUGAUGAAGGAAAUUUUGCUUUGCAAAGUUGGUUUCAAGAAUGAUCAAAAUGACCGGCGUGUGAUUAUGUACCUUAAUGAGUGUGGAUGCGGAAGGAAUUAUUGCCAAGAAAAAGCGGCAUACAGGGUUAAGAAUCACUUGGAAAAAGUUAGCCUCAAGGAUAUUGCAGAGUCAUUUAUGAUUGAGUACAAGAGGCAACCUACUGGAGCAAAUGACUUUGGUGUUGACUCUGGCCUUGUUGGUCAUAUUCAUCUUAAAAAGGUUAAACUUCAAGAGUUGAAGAUAAGAAUGGAUGACAUUUUAAAAAAUUGCCAAGAUGUUAUCAAAUUGUUCAGCAAGAGAAAAAAGCUUGGCAGCCUUUUCAAGAUGACAGCUUUGUCUGCAAGUGAGUAUUGCCCCUUCCAGGCGUCCUGUUCUGAUGAGUCCUUGGGGAUGCCCUGCUUGAUGUUCUGUUUGGGAGAAACAUGUGAUAUCAACUUCGAAAGGACAAUUGAAGUUCUAGCUGACAUGGUUUGCCCAGUUUUGAUGGAAGCAAUUGUCAAAGGAGAUCAACGGGUUUCUUCAGCAAACAUAAUUUGGGCUAGUCCAGAUACCACUUCUUGGAUAAGGAACCCUUCAAGGGCUCAGAAGGGAGAAAUUGCUUUGGAUAUUGUUCUGGAGAAAAGGGCUGUGAAACGAAGUGGUGAUGCGUGGAGGACUGUGCUUGAUUCAUGUCUUCCUGUUCUUCAUUUAAUUGAUACUACACGUUCAGUCCCAUAUGCUAUAAAGCAAAUUCAGGAAUUGCUGGGAAUAUCUUGUGCGUUUGAUCAAGCAGUUCAGAACUCAUUACUUUCACUUUGUUGGAACCGAUUGCAGCGCCUGUCAACAUCAGUGACAAUGGUAGCGAAGGGUGUGCUUAAAGAGCAUCUUUUUCUGUUGGCCAACAGCAUGACAUGUGCUGGAAACUUAAUUGGCUUCAAUUCUGGAGGAUAUAAAGCCUUGUCUCGCUCAUUGGAUGUCCAAGUGCCAUUUACGGAGGCAACCCUAUUUACACCAAGAAGAUGCUUUGAGAGGGCUGCAGAAAAGUGUCAUGUAGAUGCUCUAUCGAGCAUCGUGGCAUCUUGUUCAUGGGGUCGUCCAGUUGCUGUUGGUACCGGGUCCCGGUUUGACGUCUUUUGGGAUAACAAGGAGCAGUCAUCCUUGAAUCAAGAUGAACCAGUGGAUGUCUACAGCUUCCUCAACAUGGUCCGAAGUAGUAAGAAUGCAGAAGAUAUGAUUCCAGGUUCUUUGGGCGUGGAAGUGGACGAUCUUAUUCCAGUGGAUGAGAUUGAUGACUGGAACUUGUCCCCUGAUCGAACUGGUACUGAUAAGCCCACUUUUGAAGACGCUGCUGAAAUUGAUGUUCUGGACCAGGCUGAUGGUAGUUGGGAUGUGGGUACUGCGAAGGAGCAGUCUUUUGGAUGGGGAGCAGCCACUAGAACCCAAGAAGAAUCUGGCAAUUCUGGCUGGGACAAUUCUAGCUGGCAGAUGAAGAAGAAACCAGAAUUUGACAAGCCUGGUUCAGAUUGGACUGUAAAUGCCCAAGAGGAAACACAGAAUCAAGAGUCUUCUGUGUGGGGGGCUGCUGCCACCAAAAGAACACUAGAAGAAUCUGACAAUUCUGGCUGGGAUAAACCUGCUGCUUGGCCAUUGAAGAACAAAGCAGAGACUGACAAGACUGUCUCCGAUUGGACUUUGGAAACUGCUAAACCCCGAGAAAAGCCUGACCAUCAGCAGUCCUCUGGAUGGGGAGCAGGUGUGACCCGAAGAACCAAAGAAGAAUAUGAGAAUUCUGGUUGGGAUAAGAUUGCUGCUUUGCAGACAAAGAAAAAUCCAGAACUUGACAAGCCUGGCUCAGAAUGGUCUGUAGAUAUAUCUAAACCCCGAGAGGAACCUGACCAUCAACAACAAUCUUCUGGAUGGGAAGCAGCUACGACCAGAAACCAUGAAGAUUCUGACAUUUCUGGCUGGGAUAAGCCUGCUGCUUGGCAGACAAAGAAGAAACCUGAAUUUGACAAGCUUGGUUCAGAUUGGUUUGCUGCAGAUACAUCUAAACCUCAGCAUGAACCUACAAAUGAGGAGUCUCCUGGAUGGGGAACAUCUGCCACUAAAACUCAACAAGAAUCUGGCAAGUCUUGCUGGGAUAAAGAUAAGGAAGAGUCUUCGAGAAUAGUAGGUGAUUCAGAAGAGUCUGGUGCCUGGGGAAGAAAAAUCGAGAAAGGUGAUGCUUCAGGCAAAUAUAACUCCAGUGAUUGGGGGUCUGCACAGUUGGAUAUUUAUGGAGCUAAGGAGAAGACAUCGGCUUCUUGGGGAGCUGUUAGUAAGGAGGAUGGUGGUGCUCUUGCGGAUGGAAGGACCUCCCUGGAUGAUGGACACUCACAUGGCUGGGGCUCAUCAGGUGUGAAAAAAAAUCAGUCUGAUGGCUCAAGAGCUUGGGGUAACAAUCAGCCUGAAGGGUCAAGAGGUUGGGGACCUGUUAGUAAGGAUGAUGGUGGUGCUGUAGCAUAUGAAAAGACCUCUCAGGAUGAACCUUCACAUGGUUGGGGAUCACCAGAUUUAAAGAAAAAUCGAUCUGAAGGCUCUAGAGGUUGGGGUAAAACUCCUGACUGGAAACCAAAGAAGAAUUACCCUCCUAAAUCUCCAGGUAUUGGGAAUGAAUUCAACAUGGGUCCAAUGUUCACGGCUACUAGGCUUCGAGUGGAUAUGUUCAGUAGUGAAGAGCAAGACAUCCUUGCAGUUGUUGAGCCGUUGAUGCUGUCCAUCAGAAGAAUCAUGCAUAAUACUGGGUACAAUGAUGGGGAUCCAUUAUCCGCUGAUGAUCAGUCAUACAUUGUAGACAGCGUCUUCAAUUACCAUCCUGACAAAGCAGCAAAGAUGGGUUCCGGCAUUGAUCAUAUCACUGUUAGCAAGCACACCAGCUUUCAGGACACCAGAUGCUUCUUUGUAGUCUCCACUGAUGGCUCGAGGCAGGACUUCUCAUACCGCAAGUGUGUGGAGAACUAUGUAAAAGAGAAGUUCCCAAGUCUUGCGGAGGAGUUCAAUGGCAAGUACUUUGCCAGGCGCACAGGUGGAGGGAAUCGGCAGAGGAGGGCUGAGUCACCAUCUACUCUGGGGAGCAUCCCAGAGACUCCUGGAGACGGGAAUAGCCCUUUCCCGUAACUUUAUGGCGAAGGACAAGCUGAUUUGCGUGUGUAGUAGUAGAGGCUUAACAAAUUCAUCUGCUUUGAUUCUGAAGUGUGUAUAGAAGGCGAGGCAGAUGAGUUUCUUUUGGGUAUUGCCAACAUGGAUGCACUCUCACCACAAGGCCUCCUUCAUUUGGUUGGCCCUUCUCCCGGAUUUGUGUUGGCAUGUUAAUGUUAAUAGCUAGCCUAGAGUAACAGCAGCUUAGUACUGGUAGGCUAACUCUAGCAACGAAGGAGGCCGCAGCUCAUCUCAUCACUUUCGACUGUUUGUGUGUGUCCAUAUGCACAAUAUAGUUAAAAUGUUUAUUCAGUAACUCAGCGCUCUCUCUUUCUCUCCCCCCUACCUGUGUGCCAUAUCAUAUAUGGUACUUAUGAUUUCUGAAUGAUUACAGUAUUUUAGAUAGUUAAGGGAUGGGGAUAAUGGGGAGGGGUCUGAGUGCGCAUG
This is a messenger RNA of Linum tenue, 6605 nucleotides long. Lineage: Eukaryota; Viridiplantae; Streptophyta; Magnoliopsida; Malpighiales; Linaceae. The record is from the annotation of a GenBank genome assembly.